GCGGACACGCGAGCCACAGGAGCGCGUCUGGUGAGGCGCGCCGAGUACGCGCUCGCCAUUCAGCCUGCAGCGUGUUCUGGAGACCCCCGGACGACAGCGCUGACGUUUCAUUUGCUCAGUUGGACCUGUUUUUUUCCAACCCAAUCUUAAAACAAGAAGACUAACUUUUUUUGCUGAAAUGCUUUGUCCUCUGAUGAUUUGCUGAUCAUGGAUCCUCUAUACAUCACUUCGCCAAACUCAAGCGUCAACUGGACCAGCGCUUCAUCGGUCAAUGACACGGAUGUGUUCUCGAACCAGUUCGUUCAGCCGGUCUGGCAGAUAGUUCUGUGGGCCAUCGCGUACUGUUGUAUAGUUCUGGUGUCGGUCGUUGGAAAUAUCACUGUCAUCUGGAUCAUUUUAGCGCACAAGCGCAUGAGAACUGUGACCAACUAUUUUCUAGUCAAUCUUGCGUUCGCAGAGGCUUCCAUGUCGGCUUUCAAUACAGUUAUUAACUUUGUGUACGCAGUGCACAACGAGUGGUAUUUCGGACUUGUUUACUGCAGAUUUCAUAACUUCUUUCCAAUAGCAGCUGUCUUCGCUAGUAUUUACUCUAUGACAGCAAUAGCCCUGGACAGGUACAUGGCUAUCAUCCACCCACUCCAGCAGCGCCUGUCGUCCGCUGAGACCAAGCUGGUGGUGGGGGUGAUCUGGGCCCUUGCGCUGCUCUUGGCUUUCCCCCAGUACUAUUUUUCCAGCACCGCUCAGCUGCCAGGACGUGCCGUGUGCUAUAUCAACUGGCCAGAGUACAGCGUGUGGGAUUUUCAAAAGACGUAUUACGUCUGUGUGGUUGUGCUUAUCUACUUUCUGCCUUUGCUCAUCAUGGGUUGUGCGUACCUGGUGGUCGGAUGCACUCUCUGGGCUAGUGAGAUUCCAGGAGACUCUUCAGACCGCUAUCGAGAGCAGCUAACCGCCAAACGGAAGGUGGUGAAGAUGAUGAUUGUCGUUGUGUGCACCUUCGCCGUCUGCUGGCUGCCCUACCAUGUCUACUUCCUGCUGCACCAGUUCCUUCCCCACUUGUUUGAGGAGCGGUACAUCCAACAGGUGUACUUAGGAAUUAUGUGGCUUGCCAUGAGCUCCACCAUGUAUAAUCCCAUCAUCUACUGUCUUCUCAAUGACAGGUUUCGAGCUGGAUUCCAGCAGGCAUUCUCCUGGUGUCCUUGUGUCCCUCAAGGUUCCUAUGAAGGUCUGGAGCUCAAGUCAACUCGCUAUCUUCAGACGCAGGCUAGCAUUUACCGUGUAAGCCGAAUGGAGACCACAGUAUCCACAGUGAUGCCGGUUAUCGAGGGGGACCUUCAGGAGAAUACAAAUCGAUGUUCCAUAGAUCUCACGUCUAACGGUUCUUCACAAAGCGCCUCCAAGACUGUAUCAGAGUCAUCCAGCUUCUAUUCGAGCAACAAUUUAGCCUAGAAAGGAGUUUAGGAGUGUUAAAAUACCAAUCUUGAGAAGGGCAAAUGAUACACAUUCCAGGGAAGGUCGUAAUGUGAAAUACAACAAACCAAAACAGGUUUUUAGGUAUUCUUGGUUUUAGGCAAACUCCAUAAUGUAUUGGGCAUCAUAACUUCUGUGGAGCAUUAAUACUGUCUGAGUCUAGCCAAAUUUUACUACUUGAGUAAAGUAAUAAACCCAGUCAGCAAUUGCUCCAGGACCCAGUGGGUUUGUUUAGGAAAACUUGACCAACUGAUCUCCUUGACAACGAUCUGUCUGCCGUUACUGCUGGUUGUUGAUGAUAUGAUAGCCAGCAUGACGACGUGGAAGAGUCUGCACCUGUUGUUGGAUAUUACUGGACUACGAAGGCGACAAUGUAAAGGAUUUGUCUGGAAGGCAGAGGGUCAUGAUAAAUAUAGCGCAGCGAGAGACAGAAAAAUGGACUUUGUACUAACAUAGCUACUUCCAUUUAUAUCGCCAUAAUUCUCUGUUAAAUCCGGAGUUUAUUAUUAGCACGCUGUUGCGUAUCAGUUGCAGCUAUACUGCCUUUACAAAGAAGACCACGUUAAAUACAUUUAAAUGUUAUUUUAAGUCUAUCUUUUUGUGUAUAUUUCAAUAACAGUGUUAUGUCAAUGAAAACCUAGCUUUUGUGGUAACUAAAAAAAGAAAGUGUAUAAACGGGCAUUCAGAUAAAGAUAUUCAUUGAGGUUGUGCUUUGUUAAUAUAACGGCGUAAUGGCCAUUUUGAUAUAUACAGAAAUUCCUGCGACAGCUACAGAUGUUUUUUAGCAUUAUCAAAAUCUGGAUUCCAGUAAAAGUUCUAGUCCUAUGUGAGGGCCAUUGUUUUUGCACAGUGGUUGUUGUAUAUCUGUGUAUAACGUCAUGAUGUUGUUUGGCGUGGUUUGUGCUUGCUUUACAUGCCUUUUCAGCUCAAAUUGUAGAGGCUCUUGCUUUGUUGGGCAGGUGUGAGAGCUGCUUUGAUGCUUGCAGAGGAACAAAAGAGCAGCGAUGUUGCACCUUUUGAACUGCUGUGCAGCUGCAUGCACUAGCAUCUCUGCUAUCGUGAUUUCUCAGCCCUCUUGAUGGACACAUGUUAAAACAAAACAAAGACAAAAACAUAGUACUGGUUAGACUUGCUUUUACAUAGCAUGACAAAUCAACAGCUGCAUGUUCUCAUCUUUUUUUUGUGUUGUCCCAAAAAGAUUUUUGAAGGCCAGAUAUUUUAGCAUAAACACAUUUUUGAGAAUUUGAGGACAUAUAUGAGAUUGAAUGGGUCCAAGUCUGGCAGUAUGCUCAUAAAGCUAAAGGAAUAGUUAGACUGUUUUGGGUUACCGUUGACUUUUUCCUACUAUGGAAGUCAGUGGUGACCAAAAAAAAAACCUGGUUACAAACUUUUUUCAAAAUAUCUUUUGAAACUACUUGAGUAAAUUAUGACAAAAUUUUCAUUUUUGGGUGAACUAUUCCUUUAAGUUGACAAUUUUUUAGCAGACACAAAUUUAAAAUCUAGUCUUUCUUUCUCCAAAUGUUAAUUCAUGUUAAUUCACGGACUAUGUUGUCAACAGAGACAUGAACAAUUUCUUUGUCCAACCAAAUGCUCUCUCUCAAAAGAAAAGAUAAUAUAUUUUUAAUUUCAGCUUUCCUCUUAAUAUUAAGUAUAUAAUCAAAAGACAGAAAAUUGUAUGUUAAAAUCAUUUAUCAUUUAUACUAGUAAAGUUGUUUAAAAAUCAACUUUUGUCAGAAAAUGCUGUCAAAGAAGUCAAACAAAAAAAGUUUUGCAUUUAAAGAGUUUAUUCUCAAAACAGAUAAGACCUUUUUUGUUGCUUUCAAAAAUCAUUUUUUUAUCAUGUUACUAUGUUUUUAUUGUGUUAGUUUGCUGUUGUCGAAUCAGAGAUUAACUGGUAUGCACAAUUAAAAACUAUUAUUUUUCACAAUUGUUAAAACUAAGUUAUCCGUUUCUGCAAAUUAACUCUUCAUAUAUUACAUUUAGCAUCCGAAUUAUUCUGAUUUAUGUAAAAUAUGAUGUAUGUAAUUUGUUCAUGUAAAAGACUUAUAAACCGAAGCUUGUUUGUCUGUAUAAAAUACUUGAGAGCGUAAGAGCUUUAAACUUAUAGCCCCACACCGUUAAUAUUAGACUGAAAUGGAGGAAGCAUUACGGUGUACUUUGAUACUUGGCUUUGUUUAUGUCCUGCAAAUGUAAUGGCUGAAAUGGCUCUUGUCUGCCUCUCUGCUUCACUCAAUAAAA
Puntigrus tetrazona (Sumatra barb) is the source of this 3705-nucleotide messenger RNA. It is a transcript of the gene tacr1b, whose product is annotated as tachykinin receptor 1b. NCBI's taxonomy places the organism in Eukaryota, Metazoa, Chordata, Actinopteri, Cypriniformes, Cyprinidae. The transcript is spliced from 5 exons. The record is from RefSeq and is a predicted model, not a curated record. Gene Ontology annotation, biological process: positive regulation of flagellated sperm motility; G protein-coupled receptor signaling pathway. Gene Ontology annotation, cellular component: plasma membrane; sperm midpiece. Bases 208 to 1446 code for a protein of 412 amino acids. Gene Ontology annotation, molecular function: substance P receptor activity.